AUGAAAUUAAAAUACGUGAAAUUCUCUUUCGAUAGCUCAACUCAGCUCAGCACAGCUCAGUUCAAAUUAACUAAGCACAGCUCAGCUCAGCUCAGCUCAGCUCAGCUCAGCUCUGCCCAGCUCUGCUCAGCUCAGCUCAGCUCAGUUCAGCAAUGCUCAGCCCAGCAUAGCUCUGUUCAGCUCAACUCAGCUCAUCACAGCUCAGUUCAGCGCAACACAGCUAAGCUCAGUUCAAUAUUACGUAAGCUCAGCUCAGCUCAGCUCAGACAAGCUCUGCUCGGCUCAGCUAAGGUCAGUUCAGCUAUGCUCAGCUCAGCAUAG
Molecule: messenger RNA, 321 nt
Organism: Spodoptera littoralis (African cotton leafworm)
Lineage: Eukaryota; Metazoa; Arthropoda; Insecta; Lepidoptera; Noctuidae
Source: the annotation of a GenBank genome assembly